GGUGGACGUGAGCGAGUACAACCGAUAACGAAAAUCACAAGUGGAACAGAGAGAAUUUCCACGGAAAGGCAAAACGCAAAUCGAGUGAGAAGGGAGGAUAGCAGUACCAGAGAGCAGUAAAGCGGGGGCGGACGCCAGUUGCCAGUGACUCUGGCUCCUCAGUCGACGUCAAGCCGUCGGUUUGAUCGUGUCAUCAACGUAUCGGGAUCUACGGUAAAUUGGUGACGAUAACGUGUUCACGAAAGACCGAUUGGUAAUUUUUUCGUGUGAAAUUAAUGUGACACAGAUGACGAAAAAAUUGUGGACGAGAAAAUAGAAGUGACUUGGAAAUGUAAUUUUUGGGGAAUUUAUUUUUUUCGUCGAUUGAAUUUGGAAAAGAGGAGUAUUCGAUCGGUGAUCGAUUGAUCGAGUGAUUAUUGCAGUGAAAUUGUGGUUAUUGUUGUCCAUGUUUUAGUGCAUUGGAUUAUAGUCAUGAGGUAUCAAUCAUAAAGCCAGGCAAAGAAAAACCACACUGUUGAGCUCAGGGCGUUCAUAACUGAGGACACAGGUGGUAAAGAAGACGAUGAUUGAGCCUCGGAAAUAACCACCGAGGUCCGACCUCCCCCCUCGUUCCCAUCACGGGUGAAGAAAAACAAGAAUCAAGAGGGGGUGGAGGCGGAGGGGGCGGUGGUGGUGUAGUCGAGGGAGAAGUUGAUGGUGAAGAGGAGACAGAAGGACUCAAAAGAAGGGGGAGGAGAAAGACUGUGAAACGAUCGCCAUAUCAACCUGUCAAUCGAACAAAGAAGGAUUUUCCCGAUUGUUGGAGAAGAUAAACGUCAAGAACCUUUAGUACAACGACACAGAAGAGAAAAAAAAACAACCACCGAGAGUUACGGUGAAAGGGAGAAUAAAUAAAUAAAACUUGAAACUUAGGACAAGAGUUUAGUUUGAAGAGCCGAGUUAAUUAAACUUGAAAUUCAAGAAAAUACCAAAAUACUGAAAUAUAGUUGCGAGAACUAACGAACUUGUGCUGUUACCUCUGGUGCAUGAACAGUGAGAGUGACUCGAUUCUUCAGUGAUAAGUGUUAUUUAUUUUGGGUUUAGUGGUCUAGUGUCCAGUGAUAAGUUGGAGACCCGAUAAGUCACUGACAGAGUAGUUUGACAUUCAAUAGAAAUAGAGUGAGAGUAAAAAAAAAAAUUAUAUACUCACACCUCUAUGAAAAUGCUACAAUCGCUGAACGCUCUAGCGGGCAAAAUAUCGCCGGGCUCGCCUACCGAUGGCAAUGCCAACAAAGUUCAUCUGCAAAACAAUAAUAACAACAAUUUCAAUAACAAUAAUAACAAUACCGUGUCGCAUCAUCCGCAUCCGUACUCGAAGCAACAGUCGACGAGAAUGCAGCCGAGCAAUGGAGACAGUCAGAAGGAAAAUGGUAUGAUCGAGAAUAGUUUGGAGAAACCCGACCCAGACACGAUUAAAAUGUUCGUUGGUCAAGUACCGCAUGACAUGGAGGAGAAUGAUCUCCGAGAGAUGUUCGAGCAGUUCGGAAGGGUUCAUCAGAUCAAUGUAUUACGAAACAAAUACACGGGUAGUCAUCAAGGCUGCUGUUUUGUUACAUUUUAUACGAGGAAAGCAGCCCUCGCAGCCCAGAAUGCUUUGCACAAUAUCAAAACGUUCAAUGGGAUGCAUCGGCCAAUCCAAAUGAAACCAGCAGACAGUGGCCAUCGCAACGAUCGAAAAUUAUUCGUGGGCAUGUUAUCUAAGAAGUACACGGAGAAUGACGUCAGAAAUAUGUUCGAUGUAUACGGUGCAAUUGAAGAGUGCUCAGUACUCCGUGAUAACAGUACUGGACAAAGUAGAGGUUGUGCAUUUGUCACAUUUGCGAGUAAACAAUAUGCCAUAAAUGCCAUAAAAGCCCUACACCACUCGCGCACAAUGGAGGGUUGUUCGUCCCCAUUAGUGGUCAAGUUUGCUGACACGCAGAAGGAGAAGGACCAGAAAAGGAUGCAGCAAUUACAGGCCAACUUGUGGAACAUUGCUGCUGUCAACAUGACCACACCGCCUUAUCUAACCAACAACGAUACAUCUACACUAGCACCAACAACGUCACUCCAGUUACUUCAGCAAUUGCAAGCGAGUUCAAGUGCUGCAACCCCAGUAGCGAGUAAUACCGGAGCUGCCAGUGCAUUAUCAAGUGUGCAACAUCAAUUGCUGCUUCAACAACACCUAGGACUGAGUGCUGCAACCGCAUCACAAGCUGCGGCAGCCCCAGCAGUACCAAGCUCACCCGAGAUCAGUCAAGCUAAUCUUCAGGGUCUCGCUACACUGGCAUCACUCGGUAAUUCCACCGGUGAGUACGCAAAUGCUGCUGUAUCACCAAUGAGUAUGCAAGAUUUAGUAACACUAGCGGCAAUGACUGGUGGUAGCAGUAAUCUGCAAGUGCAGCCGAGCUCACUGACCGGAUUGGGUAAUUCAACGGCAGGUAUGUCACUAUCUGCCCUACUCGGAAAAACCGGAAGUACAGGGUCCACUGGUAACAGUUUCAAUCCAGUGACAUCUCUGACGCUCAAUUCACUCACUGCUUCACCACUAAGUGGUAUUCAGGAUUCAUUGACAAGUGCUUAUUCGAGUCUACAGCAAUAUGCAGCUCUCAUUGGAAAAACAACAGUCACGGUGGAAAAGAAAGAAUUGCAUAGAUUUCCAACACUGACAACAACAAAUAGCACAACAGCAAUUGCUGCUGCUGCACUGGCUGCACAGCAACAAGCUAUGAUAGCUAAUGCUGCUGGUAAGCAAAUUGAGGGCCCAGAGGGAUGUAAUUUAUUCAUAUAUCAUCUGCCCCAAGAAUUUACUGAUAUGGAUCUUGCAUCAACAUUUGUACAAUUUGGUAAUAUGCUAUCGGCCAAAGUAGUUGUUGAUCUCAAGACAAACAUGAGUAGGUGUUUCGGCUUUGUAUCAUACGACAAUCCAACAAGUGCUGCUGCUGCAAUACAAACGAUGAAUGGAUUUCACAUAGGCACUAAACGUCUGAAGGUGGAACACAAAAGAGCCAAAGAGGCUGCCAAGCCCUAUUAGUCCCCUCUCCCCCCCAACUCACGGGCUUCAUUAUUAAUAGCAGGUGGCCUGUGACGUUGUGACUGUUAUACUAUCAACUGGAGUUCUCGCCCCCCGUGCCAUGUCUGUCUCAGUUCAGUCACGACUCGAUCAGUCUCUGUGUUUUGUCGGUGCCUGUUGCAACUUUACCAUCAUCAAAAAAAAAAACCAAAAAAAAAAAAUAGAAUGAAAAAAAUCGAGUAUAAACGUAACGCUCGCCCUUCCUCCCCUCCCGCCCCAUUCCCGUCAAUAUUCCACACAAAAUUCUUACAAUCCUUUAUGUUCCACUUUAUUCCCCACGUACUUCCGUGAAAGAAACGGGGGGGAGAAAAAAAGAAAAUGAAAGCAUCCUUUUUUUUGAUCAUUUUUUUUUAUCAAAGCUAACAAACAGCUCUUUUUUUUUAUCGUUUUCACGAGAGCUUUGAAGUCAGAAACUUUUACAAAAGAAAGUUUAUCUCGUCCCUUUGUUGUUUUUAAUUGAAAAUAAAAACGAAAGGAUUUGCUAGAGGAUUUUUUAUAAGAAUGGAAUUUGCUAAUGAAAUCGACGCCAAAAUGUUGAGAAAAAAAAAUAUUGAAAAAAAAAAAACUUUAAUCUAUGUGUAUAUAUUUAUAUGUGUGCCCGUGCGUAUUAUAAUAUAUGUCUAAACAUUUCUAGUACAUAUGGGGGUAAAACGCUAACAAGUUGAGCGAUAAACACCGGCCUCGACGAUGAAUUAUUAUCAAUAAUUUACUGAUAUGAGACAUAAAGCGUUAAAGUACGUUUUUCUGUCGACUGAAAAGUACAUUUUUCAACCGAACAAUCAAUUUUGUACGAAAAUUUUUUCAUCGAUAUCGAAUUUCAGGGGCCCCGCAAAGAUGAGUCGAUUUUUUUCGCUUUUUUCCGCAGUAUUUUUUGUUAGUUUUUUUUUUAUUUCGGGGGCGAGAAAUACGUGCGGUAUCAUGAGCUCAGCCUCCCCCAAUUGUAGGGGAAUAGCUCACAAAUGCAAUGAUAUAUUCAAAUAUUCGCAUCGUCAAUCAUCUACGAUUGAUUAGUCAAUGAGCAUGUUCGCAAUUUUUCAUAUAUCAAUUUGUCAAUGAGAUAUACCGCGAAAAGAUAACUAUCAAUUUCGAACCCCUAUUUAUUUGUUUCUACUUAAAAUCAUUGAUUCUCACUCACCAGUACGUUCCCUCGGUGCUCAGAUCCUCUCCUUACUCCUCAAAACGGCGUCAAAAAUUCCCUCGAACCACGUACACACACACACACACACACCCACAAUCACAUACACUAAAAUCAAUCCCCCUUGAACGCGAUGAAUGAUCGCCGAGAAAUUGUUGGAAAGUGCUGUCAGCGUUGAUAUUCACGGUCUUCACACCUGGAAAAUUGAAAAAAUUGAGUUCAUGGGGAUGCACGUGGGGCGUUUUAUGAGCCUCGCGUUUUGUCUCGCAUGUGCAGAAAAGAAAAAAAAAAUCUAUGUCAACUAGCCCGACAACAUUUUUAUACCAUUUUUCUUUUUAAAAAAAAUACCACCCUAAUCCCCGCUUUAUAUUUUCUCCUCGUAAUGCAUUCGUUGGGGUGGGGAAAAAAACGUUCAACAUUUGUUCCCCUACCACCAAUUGCUGACAUUUUUUUUUUUUUUGAAAAACCAGAUGAAGAAAAAAAAUUGGAUUUUUUUUUCACCCAUUUUUAUCGUCUGUGUAUACGUAUGCAUAUAUAUUUUAAAUGUAACAGCACAAGUCAUGGGGUUGGAAAAAAUGUCCUCGGGGUUUAAUGCAUUGAAUAUAUAUUAUUUUUCUUUUUCUUUUAUCAUUGAAAAAAACACAAACUCACGAUACAAUUUUUGUUUAUUCUUUAUGUACAGUUGAUGUGUGUUUUUUCUUUCGUUUAAAAUGAUAGAAUACUUUGUUUAAAUAAAUCCAUCGAAGAUUGAGUUUGAAAUUUUUAAAAAACAACACAAAGUUAUAGAUAAAAGAGUAAGACUUUAUUUGUCAUUUUCAUGUAGUGAUUUCAAUCGGCAUAAGCUCAAUAUUCAAUGGAUUAUUGCCAGUUUUUUUUUCUCUAUCAAUUUUUUUCUGUUCCAAAUAUUUCUUCAUGUUGAUAAUUUUUUUCUUUUCACUUGGUAAAUAUGUUACGCUGAGGCUCCGAGAUAAAAUACCAAAGACGUGUCUCAGACUAACCUAUUAUUGUACUUACAACGUAAUGCAAUGCUACAGAAUGACUAAUUUUACGACAAGUAUGUAAUCGCCGAACAAUUGUUAAAACUUAUUUCAUCGAUUAAAUUUAAUUGUUCAAAAAUUCAGGCAAAACUGACUAACACAAAGCCGAGGGUCAAAGCACACCGCAUCUACCAUGCACAAGCAUUAAGUAAAAGUAUCAAUUAUAUUAUUUUUCUCCGCAAUUAUUGAUUAAUUGUUAAUAGAAUUAUUGUUAUCACGAGGAUAGUUAUUUGAUUUGUUUUUUUUUUUGAUCUUAGUUCAUAAGUCAAGGCAAUUAGUCAUAAUUCAUUUUUUUUUGUUCACUAUUCCUCGAAAUGAAUUGUUUAUUUUCAUUUAUUUGUUUUACUUUUUAUUAUUGAUAUCGAAGGUGAUGUGCCAUGUAUCAAUGAGAGCAGAGUUCUUUUGGAUAUUUAAUGCCAGUCGUAGAGUUUAAUUUUUCAUCGUAAAGUGUUGAACCAAAGUAUGAAGAUGGCCACUGCACAUUUGUUUAUACCAAAAUAAAUAUUUGUUACCAACGUGAGAGGCAGUGACGAGCCUGUGAUAACAGUAAUAAAGUACGUGGAGCAGUGAAGGGAAAUAUCAUUUUUUUUACAAAACUCAAUUUUUACCAAUCAAACAUUGUUUCAAUAAAAUUGCACAAAUUGAAUGACCAGAAUGGAUGAGGUCUAUUUCAUUUAAUUGUUGGGUAAUACCCAGACGAAAUUAAUUCCUUUCACUUCUCCACUCAACUUAAUUUUAAUUUUCUUCCGGAGGCAUUAUACAUACAAUUAAAAAAACUAAUAACUGUUAUCCCAUGGCUGCCACUUCCCAUAAGCUCCAUAAUUCGAGUACCUCGAAUAUAAUUUAUUUUGUCGGUUUAAUAAAUCCCUGUACUUCACGUAAUGUAAUGUUACUCAUUUCCUUGAAAUUCGAUCAUUGUUUACUAGUUGAUUAAUCAACGAAAUUAUCAUUUUCGUUCGUUAUUUCUUCAGCUGAAUCAUGUGAAGAGGCUCUUAGAUAGUUCGAUUGUUAAAAUUAAUCAAGUUUAAUUGUACGUCCAACCGAGGGUAAACGCCAUGCACCCACAUAGCAUUUUUUUAUAAUUGACUAUAAAAAUUGCUAUUUUGUCAUUGAAAAAAUGUUAAUUCGGACGUUUGAUCGUAGUGUGAGGACAAUAUAUGAAGGAUGACUAUGUAUUUGUUUAUCAUGUAAUGAUUUGAGUGGAUGAUGUUCGUUGAAAUUUCCUUCCUUCCCUCCCCCUUACUCCACCCAAAAUAAAUUGAAGGAAAAGUGUAAAAAAAAAAUGUGAGCGUUGUCACCCUACGAUAAAUGUUACCCGGAAUUUUCUUUUCACAGUGAAUGACACACUCGAGAUAAUUUACAUUUUGACAUAAUGUUAAAUGAAAAAAAUGGAGAAACGAAAACGAUCAUAGCCUAGGCAUAUGUUUAUUCACGAUUAUAAUUACGGUGUCUAAAAAAAGCAACUAAAUAGUGAUUAAUUAGAUUUUUUAUAUCACCGUGUGAAAUUGUAGGCGCGUGAUGUUUAAAGAUAAAAAAAACAUUGAGGAGAGGAUUGCGAGGAGGAAAAUUAAUAGAGUGUGCGUGUGUGUAUGCGCGUAUGUGUAAGCGCUGUGGUUUAGAUGAGAAAAUGAAUAAAUCGUAUUUUGGAAAUAAAA
Diachasmimorpha longicaudata is the source of this 6918-nucleotide messenger RNA. RefSeq names its product CUGBP Elav-like family member 1. NCBI's taxonomy places the organism in Eukaryota, Metazoa, Arthropoda, Insecta, Hymenoptera, Braconidae. The transcript has 17 exons. Bases 1196 to 3052 code for a protein of 618 amino acids. Gene Ontology annotation, cellular component: ribonucleoprotein complex; nucleus; cytoplasm. Gene Ontology annotation, molecular function: mRNA 3'-UTR binding. Gene Ontology annotation, biological process: mRNA splice site recognition; regulation of alternative mRNA splicing, via spliceosome. The record is from RefSeq and is a predicted model, not a curated record.